AUGCCUCGUUCAGUCCACUCACCACUACUUUUCGAGUGUGCUUGGGAAGUCGCCAACAAAGUAGGUGGUAUCUAUACGGUCAUCAAGACCAAGGUGCCAGUGACUACCAAGGAAUAUGGAGAUCGAGCAUGUUUGAUCGGUCCAUUGAGCUAUAAGUCUGCUCCUAUGGAGGUGGAUGCCGAGGAGCCCGAACCAGGAACACCUUUCGCUCUCACCAUCAAGUCGAUGCAAGAAAGAGGUGUGAAGCUCAUCUACGGUAGAUGGCUCAUUGAAGGUAACCCAAGGGUAUUACUGUUCGAUACUGGAUCAUGUUACGAUCGAAUGGACGAAUGGAAGACCGAUUUAUGGAAUCUCGCUGGUAUCCCUUCUCCACCCAACGAUCACGAAACAAAUGAGACUAUCGUUUUCGGUUAUAUGGUAGCUUGGUUCUUGGGUGAAUUCUCCUCAAGAGAAACGGAUACAGCGAUCAUUGCCCAUUUCCACGAAUGGCAAGCUGGUUUGGCCAUCCCGCUCUGCAGAAAGAGACAUAUCGACGUCACUACCAUCUUCACCACUCACGCUACUUUACUUGGUCGAUAUCUCUGUGCGGGAAGUGUAGAUUUCUACAAUAACUUGCAAUACUUCGAUGUUGACCAUGAAGCUGGUAAGCGAGGUAUCUACCACAGAUACUGUAUUGAACGAUCUGCUGCACACUGCGCAGAUGUGUUUACGACCGUCUCUCACAUUACCGCUUUCGAAAGUGAACAUCUCUUGAAGAGAAAACCUGACGGUGUUUUACCUAACGGUCUCAAUGUCGUCAAAUUCGCUGCCAUGCACGAAUUCCAAAAUCUGCACGUCCAAUCCAAAGAAAAGAUCAACGAUUUCAUCAGAGGUCAUUUCUACGGUCAUUAUGAUUUCGACCUUGAGAACACCGUCUACUUGUUCACUGCUGGUAGAUACGAGUUCAGAAAUAAGGGUGUGGAUAUGUUCAUUGAAUCUCUUGCUCGACUGAAUCAUCGACUGAAGGAGAUGGGAUCUAAAACCACUGUAGUCGCUUUCAUCAUCAUGCCGGCUGCUACCAACUCGUACACCAUCGAAGCUCUCAAGGGUCAAGCCGUCACUCAACAGCUCAAAGAAUGUGUGAAUCAAGUUACCGCUAGAAUUGGAAAGAGAAUAUUUGAACAUGCCGCUAGAUAUUCUGGUGAACAUGGAACGGAAGUACCCAACCCUGAAGAUCUGUUGUCAAAGGAGGAUAAAGUGUUGAUCAAACGAAGAGUUUUCGCGUUGAAGCGAAACUCGUUGCCACCCAUCGUCACCCACAAUAUGGCGGACGAUGCGAAUGAUCCUAUCCUCAACCAGUUCAGGAGAGUAUCGUUGUUCAACCAAUCUUCCGACAGAGUCAAGGUCAUCUUCCACCCCGAAUUCCUGAAUUCGAAUAACCCUAUUUUGGGAUUGGAUUAUGAGGAGUUCGUGAGAGGUUGUCAUUUGGGUGUAUUCCCUUCUUAUUAUGAACCUUUCGGAUAUACCCCUGCUGAAUGUACUGUUAUGGGUAUUCCUAAUGUUACCACCAACUUGUCUGGUUUCGGUUGUUUCAUGGAAGAUCUGCUUGAAACUCCUGAGGACUACGGUUGUUACAUUGUUGAUCGACGUGGUCAAGGUGUCGAUGACUCCGUCAAUCAAUUGACCAACCAAUUACUCUCGUUCUGUACCAAAUCCAGACGACAAAGAAUCAACCAGAGAAACAGGACUGAAAGAUUGUCCGAACUGUUAGACUGGAAAUCAUUAGGAUUGGAAUAUGUCAAAGCUCGACAAUUGGCACUUCGACGAGCUUACCCCGACUCAUUCGAUGAUGACGAACCUGAUUUCACCGGUGUGCAACGAGUCGGUGCACCCCUCUCUGCACCGGGUUCACCCAAGAUGCGAACAGGCAUGAUGACUCCUGGAGAUUUCGCUACCCUCACGGAGGAGAUGGAACAUCUUGGAACCCAAGAUUAUAUGGGUGCAAAAAGCUGGAGAGGCAUCAAUGACGAUGAUGAUGAGAACCACUACCCCUUCCCACUUGUCAUGAAACCAAGAAAUCGAAGUGAUUCGCUCGCCUCUGCAAUCUCGGGUACAGCCACUCCCUCAGGCGGUAGAAAGUUAUCUGAGAAAGAUUUAGCUAAAGCUGAUGCUGUGUUGAGCAGUAUGGGUCAGAAUGGAAAUGGAGUCAAUGGUCAUUAA
Kwoniella botswanensis is the source of this 2199-nucleotide messenger RNA. RefSeq lists its product as uncharacterized. Gene Ontology annotation, molecular function: alpha-1,4-glucan glucosyltransferase (UDP-glucose donor) activity. Gene Ontology annotation, cellular component: cytoplasm. The coding region runs from base 1 to 2199 and encodes 732 amino acids. The transcript is spliced from 13 exons. NCBI's taxonomy places the organism in Eukaryota, Fungi, Basidiomycota, Tremellomycetes, Tremellales, Cryptococcaceae. Gene Ontology annotation, biological process: glycogen biosynthetic process. The record is from RefSeq and is a predicted model, not a curated record.